AUGUCCAACCCUAUCCUCCUAGAGGCCUACCCCAAUGGCUACCAGACACCACCACCAAAUUCCUCUCACUCCGAAACGCCCUUCAUGCAUCCCGAGAAGUCAGAAAAGCAGCUCCCGCUGGACUUCCGCCAGCGCCUCCGCCAUUUCACCUGGGCCUGGUACACUCUCACUAUGAGUGCAGGAGGACUGGCCCUCCUAAUAGCCAACCAACCCAAUUCUUUCAAAGGCCUGCUUGAGAUCGGUCUUGCAGUCUACCUCUGCAACAUUCUGCUCUUUGCUCUAGUCUGCUCUCUGAUGGCCGCCCGGUUCAUUAUACACGGUGGAAUGAUUAGCUCUCUCACUCAUGAGCGCGAGGGCCUCUUCUUCCCAACAUUUUGGCUGUCCGUCGCAACAAUAAUCACGGGCUUGGAGAAAUACUUCGGAGAUAACCCUCAAAAGUCCUUCUCCACCACCCUCGAAGUCCUUUUCUGGAUCUACUGUGCCUGCACCUUCGCUGUUGCCGUGGUUCAAUACUCUUUCGUCUUCUCUGCACACUCAUACCGCCUACAAACCAUGAUGCCUUCAUGGAUUCUCCCCGCCUUCCCAGUCAUGCUGAGCGGCACCAUUGCAUCUGUCAUUGCCGAGCGUCAACCAGACCGCUCCGCCAUACCCAUCGUCACAGCCGGCAUUACUUUCCAAGGCCUCGGCUUCUGCAUCUCCUUCAUGAUGUACUCACACUACAUCGGCCGUCUGAUGGAAUCUGGUCUACCCUGCCGUGAGCACCGCCCAGGAAUGUUCAUUUGUGUCGGCCCACCCGCUUUCACAGCGCUUGCUCUCGUCGGCAUGGCACGCGGUCUGCCAUCGACAUUCACCAUCAUGGACAGCCAAGAUACCGCUGCCGACGGGCGCAUGCUAGAAAUUCUAGCCCUUGCCGCUGGAGCUUUCCUGUGGGCUUUGAGUCUCUGGUUCUUCUUCAUUGCUGCUAUUGCUGUGAUCCGCUCCCCACCUACCUCGUUCCAUCUGAGUUGGUGGGCGAUGGUUUUCCCCAACACCGGCUUCACCCUUGCCACUAUUACCCUUGGCAAUGCAUUCUCCAGUACUGCUAUCAAGGGCGUUGGCACGGCCAUGUCUAUUUGCAUUCUUUGCAUGUUCCUCUUUGUCUUUGUCAGCCAUAUUCGGGCUGUCUAUCGCCAGGACAUCAUGUAUCCUGGAAAGGAUGAGGAUGUUUCCGACUAA
This is a messenger RNA of Penicillium brevicompactum, 1215 nucleotides long. RefSeq names its product tellurite-resistance/dicarboxylate transporter family protein. The record is from RefSeq and is a predicted model, not a curated record. Gene Ontology annotation, biological process: malate transmembrane transport. Gene Ontology annotation, cellular component: membrane. NCBI's taxonomy places the organism in Eukaryota, Fungi, Ascomycota, Eurotiomycetes, Eurotiales, Aspergillaceae. The transcript has a single exon. Bases 1 to 1215 code for a protein of 404 amino acids. Gene Ontology annotation, molecular function: malate transmembrane transporter activity.